UACACUAGUAAUUGUCAGCCUUCCAGAAUGAUUCCAUUCGUGAGAAUUCCGACCAAAGGAUAAUAUCGACAAAGGAUUUAGUGAAACGUACUAAUGCGACGUAUAGACAAUCCACGUCUCUUGAAUGCUGAAUGUGACAGAUAUCCAGGAGAGUAACAAUGACGAAUUUUGAUAUCAUCAAAUCCAUAUUGGUCAAUGGCAGUGAAGAUGUUUCAAAAAUUGACUUGGAUAAUUGCACCGAGAAAAAUGAUAAAUUUCAGCCAAAAAUUCCAGAUGUAACAUCUGCUCUUGCUACAUCCUUGACUACCCUAUUGUGUCGUAAGAUUUCUCCAGCCGCACAUCAGCGCUACUUAGUCAGAACAAAUAUCAUUGAACAGUUACGCGACUGGUCACGUAUUAAUAGCCGCUAUGAACAGAUGCACUCAUUUACCGAUGGUGAAAGGACUACAAAGUUUACCAUAAGCUUGGUGGAGAAAUACCUGACUGAAGAUUUCAUUACUAAGCAAUCGUCUGUUGGUGCUUUAGUUAAGUUAGCGUGUGUCUUGAUUAAUAUGAAAUUAAAUAUUUCAACAUUUGAUUUCAAAUUGGACAGUAUUAUAAAUAGAAUUUUGUAUUUGGAUGAAACAGAUGAUAGCAACAGAUUUUUAGACACUUUGACUGAAAAAUAUGACAAUCUAUCGCUUGCCCUGAGCACAAUUGAAAAUAUAUACAUUUGCAGACCAAACAAACUAAUCGAAAUACCAAUUGUAGAUCUAUUCAUUUCAUUCAAUGCUAAUCACACAGAGGGUAAUCUUAAUUCAGCUAUCAUUGAGAACCAUAUGAUUCCUACCACAAAAGAUUGUUCAGAUCAUGUGAAUUGCAAUCAAUUACUCGAAUAUAGCUCCAAAUCGCCACGCAUAUUUCAACUACUAUCCAGUGUAAUGAAAGACAUGUUUGCAUACACGAAUUGCAGUGAAAUGUGUGUUAAUUUCAUACAAUACAUACUUAAUUACAUAAGUAAACUUUGUGAUCAGAAAAAACAAAAAAUCUUAGAUCUUUAUCCAAGAAACUUACAGUGUGCUGUUAUUCUUGUAAGAAUAAAUCCUAAUUUACACACAACCAAUUCCAAGGAGUAUGUAAUUCAAAUGCUAAACCGCAUUUACAGUUCAAAUAAAGAGGAACUUUUAAUAUUGCUCACCCACUUUCCUGUAUGGCUCAAAGAAGUCUCAAAUUUGGUACCUUGUAGCGAUAAUCCACUCUCCAGGUGAUAUCACUUUUCCACCUAACCAGUGUCACACAGUGCAUGCUACAGAGGCCGAUGUGCGGUCAGUUGAUCAUUGCUACCAAGUAUCAGUCACUGGAAUUAAAUAUCUUAAAUGAUAACUGUAUACCGUCAGAAAUAUAAAACAUGUAAAUGCUGCAGGGCCAAAAUAAAAACAGGAAACUGUAUCAAAUUGAAAAUCUGCGAUGGAUAGUAUAAUACAUAGAUAGAACUAGUUUGCAUAAUUUGUAGUAACUAUUCUUAUAGUUACUUUACCACAUUUUCUAUUCAACGCCUGAAGUUUUCAAAAAUAUCAUUUGUUAUAAAUAGUUUACGUCUCAUACUUCAAUAAGUAUUAUCGCUCAUUAUAAAGUUGAAACCUGCAAUCAACCGCUGAUUCGAAUUGUUAGAAAUUUAGUAAAUCACAUUCAUUUUGCAGCUGAAACCCCUGUGAAAUGAUUAUAAAAUUUUGAAAUUUUUUAAGAUUUAUCGUCGUUUUGAUAUUGACAUCUUUACUAUGUCUGUCCAUAAAGUAAUUGGCAACAACAGAUUGCACAGGGUCAAGAAUUCGAAUUGUGAGUGGUUUCAGGAAGAUACAGAUUAAAAUUUGUGAAAUUAGUUUACUAAGGAAUAUAGUGUGAAAACGUUUGAUAUUUGGCGUGUAUAAUUUACCUACCGUAAAUCGGUCGCAAAUAUUGCAAUCAAAUAAAUGAAAAGGUUCAAGGUGUAUAUACAGAUACACACACACACACACACACCUUUGUAAUUAUACUUACAUUUAAUAAAAAUCAUGUUUGCCUGUACUGAUAUAUGAAUUUUACAUUAAAUUAUAUCUAAACAUGAAGCACAUUGUUGUUAGAUUUUCCAUCAAACACCAAUGGUACUAAUUCCAUUUCUUAAACAAAAGAAUUAAAUACAGAAUAGCCUUAUAUUAAUGAGCACACAAAGAUCGUCAUACAUCUGAUGUAAUUUACUGAUCUGUGAUUGCUGAGAGAAUUAUUGAAUAUAGUCAAAAUUUGACAGCUUUGUGAUUAAUGAAUUUCAAUGAAAUGGUAUAUGAUGUAAAAUUGAACAUAGGUAACGUAGUGCAUGGUUUAAUUGAAACAGACUUGCUAAUUGUACGUACAGUACAUGUGAAAAUUGAGCAUGUUCAAUGACUGUAAGUGUUAUGAAAAUAUGAAUGACUAAGAUUUCUAACAUAAUUAUUUCCUAAGUUAUCAUAUGGCAUUAUGUAUGAAGUGUCUAGAUAUGAAAUCAAAUGACGUGGAACGUGACAAUUAGCAUAUUAGUCUCCUCGAUACUAUAUACCGUCACUUUGUGACUUUCAUUCAAUUUUAAAUUAAAUAAUAUCAUGAUAAGAUCAAUUUUCUGUAACUGCAAAGAUGUGGCAAAAUUUAUGAAAUCAUCUAAGUAGCACUAUUGCGAACUCAAAUUAAGUUGUACGAAUGAUUUUACAAUGGUAAUUGAUCAUUAAUUAUGCAGCUGUGGCAUAACAUAUCAUUAUGAAGUAAGUUAUUUUUUUCUGUAUUCUUGAUCUGAAUGUAGAUAACAUGGUCUCGAAGCUGAGUCAUGAAAAUAAAAUAUCUUGUUAUCGUGAGAUUUCUUAAAGAUUGAAUGAAGUGUGUUUCAGAUGUUUUUAACGAUAUAGGCAUCCGCUAUAUGAUAGGUACAGGUCUUAGUAUUCUCUACCCUGACUCUCAUAGUCAUUAAUGAAUAGCUUAUUAGGCAUGUUGUCAUGAUUAUGGAUAGACGAUAAUAAAAUAUAUACAACGACACUGGAGAAAUCAAAUGGUCAGUUUUGUUUUUUUUUAGGUAUAUUUCAAAGUGAGACAUCCAUUACAUGGCAGUGGCGAGCUAUUUUCUUCUACAAAGACCACCAUUCAUUUUUCUGUUUUCCAAAGUAGUUGUUGCUGAUUACAAAAUGACGUGUUACUUUUUAUGCCUUUGUUGUUAAUCAACUACUUUCGUUCACAAAUACAUCGAAUUUAAUACAAUGUAACGCCAUAAAAGGAUAUAUUUUUCUUAAAUUUUCAUCAAGAUGUGAGUAUUCAACAUUUAUAUGAGAGGCCAGAGCUGUGAAAUGUGCACAGAAUAUGUGUCUUAGAACAUCUAUCAUCUAUACCAACCAACAUCAUUCAACUUUAUAGAUUUAUAUUUAUUCGUCUCUGUUUAGCAUUUAUAUUAUUUACACUACAUUGUUCACUUUGGAAACCAGUAAUAUUGUGCUUUUAUUGCAUUUCAUUUUAUUCCAGAAUGAAACGUUUGUUAGCUUAUUAAAGACCAUUGUGCUGAUCUUUUUUACUUUAAGAUACCCACCUACCUGUUUUCAAUUUCCAUUAGGAUUUGAACAGGCAUAUAUUAUAUAAUUAUUUGACUAGCAAAUUCUUGCUUGAUGGCAACUUUACCUUGAAUCAAUUUCUUCUUUUCUAACUACAUCAACACUUGAAAUAUGUUAUUUAUAUCUCCUCGUGACCUGAUUUUUGGCAAGCUAUAUGACCAAGGAACUUGGACUAAUUAUUCAUUGGUGUUACUUUGACUGAAUUUACUAUCAUAGCAUUUGUAAACGUUAUUUAGACAAGAGCGCAAUAUGGCUCGUGAUAGCCACACUUCUAAACUUGUCGAACUUGAUUUUCAUAUUUUAAUAAUGAGUCUGAUUAAAUCAAAUUAAUAAAUGUUAGUUAAUUUAUUUAAAUAUAGUGUUAUCGGUAAUAAGGAAUAACAAAAUAGAUUUGAUUUACCAUCAAACUUAGCACGGUAAAAAAUGUUGUCAAAAAUUAAUAGAAGGAUCUAUAAUUUAUAAAUCACAAGAACGGUUUCAGCCUGAAACGACACACAGAUAUUUUUCCAUACAUUGGAUAAUGAUAAGUAUGUAACCAACAGAUGCGUCAUAUGCCAAGACUGGGCUAUUAUAAACAUCAAACUAAAACCAAAUGUCAGUAAAAGUGAUACCUUACUAUCACAAGGGUAUCUUGUAUAAAGUGUAAGACACACAAGCUAUACCAAUUUUGAUUCAAUAUUGAAAUAGAAUUAUACAUCCAUGCAGAAUAUAAUGGUUAAAUAUCUGUGCUUGUUAUUUUCAUUCGGAGACGAGUAUCAAUUAUUUAACACCCUAUACAAAUGGAUUCUUUUUUUUCAAAUAUACUACACUCAAACUGCACAUAUGUAAUUAUAAAGGAUUAUGUGUAAUCUAUCAUUUUUAUCUGUAUCUUAUAUUGUGUUGUAAACAUUUACUUCAUUCGUAUUUACCACACAUUUUUAUAGUACUGUUAUGUCUCAACAGUGUCACAUUAAUUCACUACACAACAUACAGCAUCAUCAACUUAUUAAUGUUUCAAUUUGUAGUAGAUUGAAAAUAAUUAACUUCAGUGUUCAAAUUCGAUAAUCGAGUUAGUUUGUUUGCUCUGUUUCAUUACAAUUUGUAAGAUCUUGAGUUUGAAUCGGUUAGAGAAAUUCUUCAUCCUGAUCAUAUACACCAUCGAGUACUCAAUUCAGUUCUCUUUUUUGUGUGGCUAUUUGGGUAAUACAUAUACUACAUGUCGAUGCAAAAUCGUAUAUUGCAAUGUCAUUUUGAAUAUAGACUUAUUCAUAUUUGAAUACUUGAAUUAUUUCCCUGCGCCCAUUUUUGUAAUAUUGGAAUUUUCAUUCAGUUACCUUAAAUAAGCUAUAUACACUCGAAUUUGUAUAGUGGCAUAUUAAUAACCUUUGUUAUAAGUCAUUUUUAGCUAGUUGCAAACAAAAACAAUAAUGCACAAUUCAACAGGAAAACAAGUUGGUCUACAGAAUUCGUAUAGUGUAUCAUACAUCAAUCAUGAUUCCAGGUUGAUAUAAUUUCUUUGAACAUUAAUUUUAACAUGUUAACAUGAAUUGGUUACCAACUCGUAAUAUCAUUUCUUUCAGAAAGAAAAAGAUUUGAGAAAUACUUUUACACUUGAAAUGGAUAUGACGAGGAAAAAUUAUACAGCAUAUAUUUGAAGGUUUAUCGUAUACAUUACCAGAUUUUGAUUGAAAGGACCGAUUGCUCAGAUAGCACAAAACAUGAGUUGACAAAAUGAUGUCUGAAUAAUACCUUACGAUCCGUUUUAUGACGUCUGAAUGUCACCAAAAAUAAUUGAACGAAGUCCAAAUUGCUAUGCAUAAAAAAAAGAAAUCAUUUUUUUUCUUGCCAAUGGAGUUACGGAGUUAGUAUUUCACAAAUAUAAUCCUCUUAUCACGUAGAAUAGAUGGUGUGUAGAUACUAAUGAAUAAAUUUUGGAAUUUUUGCAUGUUUCAUAAAAGCAUAACGUAUUUUGAGAAUCGCUUGAACUGCAAUGUUAAAUAGGUGCUUUAUUUUAUUGAUGAAACUGCGUUUGAUAUUAAUUGCACUGGAAAAUUCAGAAUGUAAAACAAGUUGAACAAAAUUGUUUAUAGAAUUUCAUACCAGGAAUUAGUGUUGUGAUAAUGAGAAUACAAGUAGAAAGUGAAUUACGUAGACAUAUAUUUUAAUAAUCAAUUACAAAUAAUUUAUAUGCAAAGAAUGAAAUCAGUAAAAAUGUAUAAAACAAACAUCUUUAUGGAACCAUGCCACAGAACUGAACAUGCAUCUAAAUGUUUCAAACUUAUAUUGAAUGUGUUCAGCUAUUGAAAACCUAAACAAGAUACUGCUUUUUGCCAUAUAGCUUUUCAAUAAUACCGUAUUUUAUAGGUGUUAUUCGAUUGGUCCUUACAUAAAUUGAGGAAUUGUAAUGGAUUUUGAAAUUAACCAACAACAUAUCCAUGCAAUAUUGUCACCGUCAUAUUUGUAGUGAAUUCUAAAAGUGGCUGAUUUAUCAUGACGAUUGGUUGUAGACAUAGGAAAGGACUUCGCCAAAGAUGAUGACUUUUUACUUACAAAUUCAUGAUCCUACCAAUUUCGGCUUUGGUUCGUUACAAAGCAAAGAAACCUGACAGACUGACUCAAAUAUCAUUAAUUUCACCUUGUAAGAAUAUAAAUAAUAGCUUGACUAUCAUAAAGCAAGCUGGAUUUAUGUGCCAUUUCUUUUUUGUUUUGAUAAGCUGCAUUGUCAGCACAGAAACAUUCAAACUCUUUGUGUAACAAUUAUCUCCGUUGAACAAAACUAUAAUUAUAACACUAUAUAAUGAAUAGUUCAUAUUCACUGUAUUUCAAUCUUACCUACUGAAUUCCGUAAAUCUACCUUGACGAAAUAAAUUUGUUGGAAAAUUUUCUGGUGAUACGGAUUAUUGUGAAGUUCUUCAUUAAAAAAAGUAAUCUGAAGAAUAAUGCAAUCUUGCGUCAUAUUGAAAAGACUCGUUAAUUUUCACGGAGAACUAAAUUUGUCUCUGUCUCUCGAAACAAUACAUCAUUGACAUCGAGGUUGUACAUCAUCAUUUAUUUGUUUUUUACAUCAGGCUUAAAUUCAUCAAAGUAUGAUACUCCAAAAUCUAUAUAUUAUUAAUAAGAUGAGACCAUUGAAUGGAUGUGGAAGGAAACAAAAAGGGCGGGGUUCAUGUAGUUGUGAAUGAAUCGUUCCUGCGCUAUCUCCGUCAACAACACAACUAUUCUGUACUUUUAGGAGCACCAGUGCUUAAACGUCGACUACGCACUAGUGCUUA
Messenger RNA from Diprion similis, 6829 nucleotides. RefSeq lists its product as uncharacterized. Lineage: Eukaryota; Metazoa; Arthropoda; Insecta; Hymenoptera; Diprionidae. Bases 159 to 1247 code for a protein of 362 amino acids. The record is from RefSeq and is a predicted model, not a curated record. The transcript has 3 exons.